AGUCUGAUGAAAAUAAUAUUAGAAUCUCUUCUUAUUUAAUGUAUAAUAAUGAAUUUAUGUCCAUUUUACAACAACAACAACAGCAGCAGCAGCAGCAACAAAGUAAUGUAUUUUAUGAUAACGUAAAUUCUGAUUGCAGCCAACAACAAGCAGAAAGAAGUUGGUCGAAAAAGGUAUUACACGAAAUAUCAGGAUUAAUCUAUGUACUUUCACCUACCGGAAAAGUGAUUUAUUGUUCAGAGUCAUGUAUAGAACAAACUGGAUACCAGCCUUAUGAACUUACUGGGAAAUUAUUGAUUGAUUUCCUUCAUGUAGAUGAUGUUAGUAUGUUUUUAAACCAGUUUCAAAAUGCCUUUAAAUCUAUGUCGCGAAUAAAAGUGCAUUAUCGAAUGCGGUGUAGAAAUAAUACAUAUCUCUUAUUAGAAUUAAUAGGGCAACCAAAGCAGGAUAGAUUAGAUCAGUUACCACACUCAUUCUUAGCCAUUGCUCAACCUUAUAUUUCCAGAAGUGAUGGCUUACUUGGUUCAUUCCUUGAGAUCAAAAAAGAAAAUGAAUGGCUAAAAGAAAAAUUGAAUUAUAUUUUAUCAUUGCGUGGUUCUUCUUCUUCUUCUCCUACUUCUUCAGCAGAGCAACUGGGGCAACUCGUCUUAACCCAACAACAGCAACAAUUGCAAUAUUAUUACUCUCAGCCUUUUAUGAUUCCUCCCUUGUUUGAUGAUAAUAACAUAUUACUUACAGUAAAUAAUGUAAAUUUAAAUUCUUCUCAAACAUUACGAAAGCAAUCAUCCAUUCAUGCUAGCUCAGCUAUUACUACUAUGUUUCAAACUAAUAAUAAUAAUAAUGAUAAUGAUAAUAAUAAUAAUAAUAAAAAUACGAUUGAGGCAAUAGCAGAAUUAGAAGAUAGCAAAUGCCAAUGGAAUAAUGAUAAUAACCUAUAUACCCCAUCAAUGACGGCUUCUGUUUCAGGCCUGAAUGAAGACAUAAUCAUUAAAAGUACUCAAAAGCAAGAUAAACAAAGCAUUGAGAAUAGAGAGAUUAUUUUACCUUAUACUGCAAACCCAUCUUCAUCUUCAAAUGAGAAGGCGCUUGAACAGAAAGGCAACUGGAAAAGAAGAAAAAGUAAAUAUCAAUUUGAAUAUAUUUGUACUGAUUGUGGAACAACUGCUUCUCCUGAAUGGAGAAAAGGUCCUUGUGGGCCCAAAACCCUAUGUAACGCAUGUGGAUUACGAUGGUCAAAGAAAAAUAAAAAAAAAAUAUAAAAAUUAUCAGAAACUAAAGAGAAUUUCUACGAAUUAUUAAAAAAGAAAAAAAAAAAAAAA
Molecule: messenger RNA, 1319 nt
Organism: Cokeromyces recurvatus
Lineage: Eukaryota; Fungi; Mucoromycota; Mucoromycetes; Mucorales; Mucoraceae
Exons: 3
Coding region: 39-1259 (406 amino acids)
Biological process (GO): regulation of DNA-templated transcription
Molecular function (GO): zinc ion binding; protein binding; sequence-specific DNA binding
Source: RefSeq, a predicted model, not a curated record